AUGAGAAUCUCAAGAGCUCUUGGACUCGCUGUCCUUGCCACUAUGGCUGCAAGUGUCACCAUUCCCGAGAUUAUCGACGUUUUCAAGUCGGACAAGUUGGCCAAGUUGAAAGACGCCGGCCACGAAGCCGCUCACCACUUGGGUUUGCAAUUGGCUGACAAAAUGGCCCCCAUUGUCAAUGUAGAGUGCACUAGAAACAUCAUCCCCCACCGAUUUAUCAUUGUGUUUAAAGAAUCCGCCGAUGUUCGCGAAAUCAACUUUCACAAGGAAUGGGUUGCCGCGACCCAGAGCGAAAACAUGUUGCUCGAGACCGAUGAGGCUCUUAAGCAAGAGUUUCUCAAGCUGGCCGGUGGUGGCGGCAUUGGCGGCAUUGUUGACGCGUUUGACAUUGGCUCAUUGAGGGGCUACUAUGGCUUUUUCCUCGAGUCGACUAUUGAUUUGAUUAGGAAAAACCCCUUGGUUGAGUUUGUCGAAAAGGAUUCCAUGGUUUACGCUAAUGAGUUUGACAUUCAAAAAGGAUCUCCUUGGGGGUUGGCAAGAGUUAGCCACCGCCAGCCUCUCUCGUUGGGCAGCUUUGACCAAUAUCUUUACGACACGGACGGAGGCGAAGGUGUCACUGCUUAUGUCAUUGAUACUGGUGUCAAUGUCAAGCACGUUGAGUUUCAAGGCAGAGCCGUGUGGGGUAAAACCGUCCCUUAUGGCGACGCUGACGAAGACGGCAAUGGCCAUGGUACUCAUUGCGCCGGUACUAUUGGCUCGCAGGAUUACGGUGUGGCUAAAAAGGCGGAGAUUGUCGCUGUGAAGGUGUUGAGAUCCAACGGUUCAGGCACCAUGUCUGAUGUUGUUAAAGGAGUUGAGUUUGCCGCUAACUCCCACCAGCAAGCGGUCAAGAAGGGCGCCAAGGGCUUUAAGGGCUCCACCGCCAACAUGUCCUUGGGCGGUGGCAAGUCUCCCGCGUUGGACUUGGCUGUCAAUGCCGCUGUUAAAGCUGGCUUGCAUUUUGCCGUGGCCGCGGGUAACGAAAACCAAGAUGCUUGCAACACCUCGCCUGCAAGCGCCGAGAAUGCCAUUACCGUGGGUGCCUCGACCAUCUCCGAUGCCAGAGCCUAUUUCUCCAACUAUGGUAAAUGUGUCGAUAUCUUUGCCCCAGGGUUGAAUAUCCUUUCCACCUAUAUUGGCUCGGACACGGCCACUGCUUACUUGUCAGGUACCUCGAUGGCAUCUCCACACGUUUGCGGUUUGUUGUCGUACUAUCUUUCCUUGCAGCCAGGCGCCGAGUCGGAAUACUUUGUUGCUGCCGACGGGGUUACCCCAGCACAAUUGAAGAAGAAUUUGAUUGCAUUUGGUACCGAUGACAUUUUGACUGAUAUCCCAACAGACACACCAAACAUCUUGGCAUUCAACGGUGCUGGCCACAACUUGACUGAAUUUUGGCAUGAGUAA
Messenger RNA from Lodderomyces beijingensis, 1443 nucleotides. The record is from the annotation of a GenBank genome assembly. Lineage: Eukaryota; Fungi; Ascomycota; Pichiomycetes; Serinales; Debaryomycetaceae.